AUGGCUCUGGGAGGGGCCUUCAGCAUCUUUACGGCACUCUGUGUGUCUUGCCUGCUCAUCUUGAUCGCUUGGAAGAGAACCAGUAAGGGAGGGAAGCUGCCCCCUGGCCCCACACCAAUACCGUUUUUGGGGAACCUGUUACAAGUCCGCAUUGAUGCCGUAUUCCAAUCCUUCCUGAAGCUCCAGAAACAAUAUGGCUCUGUGUUCACUGUGUACUUUGGUCCAAGGCCAGUGGUUGUCCUGUGUGGGCACGAGGCUGUGAAGGAGGCUCUGGUAGACCAAGCAGAUGACUUCAGCGGCCGUGGUGAAAUGCCUACACUCGAGAAGAACUUCCAAGGUCAUGGUUUAGCUCUGUCCAAUGGAGAACGAUGGAAGGUUCUUCGGCGGUUUUCCCUGAUCAUCCUUCGAAACUUCGGGAUGGGAAAGCGGACCAUUGAGGAGCGGAUACAGGAGGAGGCUGGUUACCUACUGGAAGAAAUCCAUAAAGUCAAGGGAGCGCCCAUAGAUCCCACCUUCUACCUGAGCCGCACUGUGUCCAACGUCAUCUGUUCCAUUGUCUUUGGAAAACGCUUCGACUAUGAGGACGAAUGUUUCCAGAACCUGUUGAAGAUGAUCAAUGAGUCGUUUGUGGAGAUGAGCAAGCCCUGGGCACAGUUAUAUGACAUGUUCUGGGAAGUCAUGCAGUAUUUUCCAGGAAGUCACAACCACCUCUAUGACUUGAUAGAAGAGCUUAAGACCUUCAUUGCAUCCAGGGUCAAGAUCAAUGAAGCAUCCUUUGACCCCUCAAACCCUAGGGACUUCAUCGACUGCUUUCUCAUCAAGAUGUACCAGGAUAAAAGCGACCCCAACACAGAAUUCAACCUCAAGAACCUGGUCCUCACCACCCUUAAUCUCUUCUUUGCUGGCACAGAGACUGUGAGUUCCACCUUGCGCUAUGGAUUCUUGUUGAUGAUGAAGUAUCCCGAGGUGGAGGCCAAGGUUCACGAGGAGAUUAACCAGGUGAUUGGAACACACCGCAUGCCAGCAGUGGAGGACCGGGCCAAGAUGCCGUACACUGAUGCUGUCAUCCACGAGAUACAGAGAUUGACAGACAUCGUGCCCCUGGGUGUCCCCCAUAAUGUCAUACGGGACACUCAUUUCCGAGGCUACUUUCUGCCCAAGGGCACAGAUGUGUACCCACUGAUUGGCUCAGUCCUCAGAGAUCCCAAAUACUUCCGCUACCCCGAUGCUUUCUAUCCUCAACACUUCCUAGAUGAGCAGGGACGCUUCAAGAAGAAUGAUGCCUUUGUGGCCUUUUCCUCUGGAAAGCGCAUCUGCGUCGGGGAGGCCCUGGCCCGCAUGGAACUCUUCCUGUACUUCACCACCAUCCUUCAGAGGUUCUCCUUACGGUCUCUGGUGCCUCCUGCUGAUAUUGACAUCUCUCACAAGAUCUCAGGCUUUGGCAACAUCCCCCCCACCUAUGAGCUCUGCUUCAUGGCCCGCUGA
Molecule: messenger RNA, 1485 nt
Organism: Phodopus roborovskii (desert hamster)
Lineage: Eukaryota; Metazoa; Chordata; Mammalia; Rodentia; Cricetidae
Product: cytochrome P450 2G1
Exons: 9
Coding region: 1-1485 (494 amino acids)
Biological process (GO): xenobiotic metabolic process
Cellular component (GO): intracellular membrane-bounded organelle; cytoplasm
Molecular function (GO): iron ion binding; heme binding; oxidoreductase activity, acting on paired donors, with incorporation or reduction of molecular oxygen, reduced flavin or flavoprotein as one donor, and incorporation of one atom of oxygen
Source: RefSeq, a predicted model, not a curated record